Dalotia coriaria is the source of this 2715-nucleotide messenger RNA. RefSeq names its product mediator complex subunit 16 (gene MED16). Gene Ontology annotation, cellular component: mediator complex. Gene Ontology annotation, molecular function: protein binding. Gene Ontology annotation, biological process: positive regulation of DNA-templated transcription. The coding region runs from base 192 to 2612 and encodes 806 amino acids. The transcript is spliced from 11 exons. Lineage: Eukaryota; Metazoa; Arthropoda; Insecta; Coleoptera; Staphylinidae. The record is from RefSeq and is a predicted model, not a curated record.
AUGCAAACAGUUGGGAAACCCUGCUUCAAGAUAUCCAAUCAUAACCUCAACAGUUUGUUAUUCGAUAUUUACCAAGCUCCUCACAAAACACGCAAUAAAUGAUUAUAAAUUGAUAUUAAAUUUCCAAACAACUUUACUUUUAUGUUUAAUUGUUAAAGUUGUUAGUGUAUUUUCCAAUUUACUCGUAAGAAAUGGAUCAUUUGUUCUCUGUUCGCCGCAAACCAACAAAAGGAAUCGAAGCGUUCUAUUCUUUAAAUAAUGUUGUGACUUCCUCAAUUUCAAGCAACAAUGUUAUUGCUUUCACCACAAAAACAGAUGUUGAAGAUAACACCAUCAGAACUUAUGGUUCACAUGUUUAUGUUUCUGAUUUGAACACACCAUGGACUGCACAUAAAAUAUUAUCCAGUGCUUUCCUAGUAAAAGUCCUGCAAUGGGACUUUUCUGGUGAAUAUUUACUAGUGGCUGAUGAUUCAGGCACAGUUAGGAUUUACCAAGCCAAGGAUCACUUGUUAAAUGAAUGGGUUCUCACAUUACAGACUGUUUUAAAGGGAGAACCAAUUUUAGCGACGGCAUUUUUUCAUUUAGGUCGAAAGAUAUGCCUAAAUCAAGAAAAGAAAGACAGUCUCUCCUACAUGGAGAAGUUCCAACAUGUAAAGUUUGCAUGUUCUGUCAAACAAUUCGGCGGACGUCCUGCAAGCGGCGCAUUGAUAUUAACAUCAACUGGUUUACUCGCGGCUGUAAUUAUUCCUAAUGCAAUGCAGUCACAAGGACAACAAUUACCUAUUACACCAGUUGUUGUAACUGAAAGUUUAGGACCAACCAGAUUAUUUAUCAAAACCGCCGACAUUUGUUAUGGAAAAAAUGGACACUUUUUAUUGGCCGUGAGUAAUGGCGACCUGACGAUGCCUGUGCAAUGCUACAAAGUUUCAGUUCGCAAAGGAGAUGAUAAAUGCGUAAUUUCCAGCGAAGCAUUGCCAUCGUUCUUCAUUUUCGAGGGAAAUAAAGAUGGAAUGAUGGAUGAGCUUCUAAACGACAAACAAGGCGGUCAAGUGCGUUUCCUCAACUGGGUGAUGCGUGAAGACGCCGAUUCUUUAGUCGUAGCAGUUGGUAACGACCUCGGGAGUUGUCUACAAGUAUGGGAACUUAGAGAAAAAGCUCUGCCUGUACAUGAAGCACUUGCAGGAUCAUCAGAACUUAAAACAUUCAACACUGUGUUAUGGCAAUAUCAAUCAAGUUUUCAAUAUAAACACAAAAUCCUCUCACUGGCCACCGGGAAACUCACGUUCCUCAACAAUCUAUCAAGCAGUUAUAUCGUAGCUGCAUUUUCAGACAGUUCUAUCCACUGUUUGUUCCGUGAUUCUCUUAAACCAAUCUGUAACACAACUUUGUCCAUCGCGCAUGAAGAUGCGCAUAAAUUCGCACGGAUAACACCCGAGAUUGUACAAAUAGACAUGUCGUGGCUGGGGAAUAUCCUGGUUGUGAUUGAUGUGGACAGUCAUCUGCACAUUAUUAAACUUCCACCGCAGAUUGAUAGUUCUACACCGUUGAGUGUCCCGUAUGCCACUACAAUGUUGGAAUAUUGUCUUAUGACAGGUUUGGAUUGGUUGGAUUUAUUACUUGUGCUGCGUCCAGGGAUGAUUGAUCCAUUAUGCGAUCGAUUCACAGAGAGUUUCAAUCGGCAAACGUCAGCAAUCCAGCAAUUUUAUUAUGUACAGUAUUUGUGUAUCAAGACUUCACUUUAUAGAUUGAGUGCGCAAGGACAAAUGAAAGCGCAUGAUUUAUCGCAGUUUCUCAUGUUGCACAGUAUUUCCACUGCGUUUAAGAGUCUUUUGAGACCUAGUGAGAUUAGUAGUCAUGAUAAGAGUCCUGCUGAUUCACUUUCAAGUGUGAUAGCUGAGGGACAAAGUGAUGUAGACAAAGUUCUCAUGCAUCUGGAAGCUAAAGAGUUCACUGUUGAACCAUCUACGCUUCAAAGUCUUCAGCAGUUGAUUCAAUGGAUUUCAGAUCUUGCGUUAAAUCUGCUCGUUAAACUCGCCGAUUGCAGACCAUCAGUGAACAAACAAUACGAGUUGUUGCGUGAUGUAAAGGCUCUCAACACUCUGCGAGAGAUGUUGGUUUUGAUUCGUAUUUGGGGAUUAUUGCGACCCGCGUGUCUUCCUGUUUUCACCAAAUCCGAUGCCAAUUUGGAUGUAUUAGCGUUGGUUUUUAGACUUUUAAGUCGCCUGGUGCAGAAUGUCGCUGAACCUGAUGAUAAUCUAAUAGAUGAAUGUUUAUUAUUACCAAGCCAAGUUCAAAUCCAACACCUGCAACAUCAACAAAACCGAGUUGUGCUCGCCUCACAUCAACUAGCACAACAUAUACCUUUGUUAUUGGAGUUUAUGGUAGAGCCGGAUGCCCUAAGUGUGUAUGACUCGAAUAAUGGCCAAACAGUAGACGCAGUGCGACAUUUAUACUUGGGUAAAACUCCCGGUUGCGUUAAGCAAUGUGUCAGAUGUGGAAACUCCGCCGGAACAAUUCCAGUGACGAGAACAGCCGCAAUUCGUGCGUGGGAUCAACGCUGGAUAAAAUCCUGCCAAUGCGGUGGUUUAUGGAGAAUACAAUUAUCGACUUGAUGAGUAAUUAAGAAUUAAUUUUACACCCUUGCGAUAUUUUCAUAUAUCUGUGUCGUGACUCUUCAUGUUUUCCAUUGUACGAAAAUAAUUGUCUUACAAGUAA